UGGGAGGGGACAUGUGGGCGUGUAGUUGACGAUUACCCAGAAAGCAGAAACCACAGUUUCCCAUAUUCUUCCCUGAAACCCAUCUCCGCCCAGAUCGAUCACAUCAUUGGAUCUUUCUCUGUCUCUCAUUUUUCCAUUUUCUAAUUCCCAAUUCCCAUUUGUUGAAUUUCUCUGUUUGUUUUUUGUUUCGGUUGAAAAGUCCACGCAUCGCAACGCAAAUGUCUGUAUCCCUUCUUCUCUCCCACCUUCUCAACUAUAUUACCUCCUCUAUGGCUAUGGAUGCACACAUUUCUCCGCCUUUUUUUCAACUCCCUCUCUUUUCAGUUUUCCCCUUUUCUUCUCUCUGUAAACUUCGAAGUCCUCCAACCCAUCUCCUCUUUUCAUCCCCUUUUCUCUCUUUCAUUCCCCGUUUCAACUCCUCUUCCUUUCUAUUCAAUUCUCAUCCCCCUUUUUUCAUGUGGGAUUUUCCCCCAACGCGCUGACUCCCAAACUCAAAGGCAAUUGUAACAAAAUAAUACCAAAGACAACAUUCUAGUUGUACUUUGUGGUCAGGUUGCAGGCUGGAAAUUGCUCUUUAAAGCGUAGGUCCUUUAGUUGAAGAAAGUGGCAAAUGCUAAAUUUUGGCAGAAGCAGAACUCAACAAAGGUCCACCAGAUCUCUAUCAUUAGGAGGCAUGGAUUAUUCAGAUCCCAAAAAGAAAAACAAUGUUGUGGGAAAAUUUGUUCUGGCUGCCACUCUCACGGCUUUAUGCAUUAUCAUGCUUAAGCAAUCACCGGCUUUCAGUGCCCCAAGCCAGUUUGGUCUGCGUGAACCCGGGGUAACUCAUGUACUAGUAACGGGAGGUGCUGGAUACAUUGGUUCACAUGCAACACUAAGACUUUUGAAGGAUAAUUAUCGUGUGACCAUAGUGGAUAACCUGUCACGAGGAAAUCUUGGUGCGGUGAAGGUUCUUCAAGAACUAUUUCCAGAACCCGGGAGGCUUCAAUUUAUUUAUGCUGAUUUGGGAGACGCCAAAUCUGUUAACAAGAUAUUUUCAGAGAAUGCUUUUGAUGCUGUCAUGCAUUUUGCAGCAGUUGCUUAUGUCGGUGAGAGUACCGUUGAUCCACUGAAGUACUAUCACAAUAUUACAUCAAAUACCUUAACAGUUAUAGAGGCAAUGGCUGCCCAUGGUGUGAAGAAAUUGAUAUAUUCGAGUACAUGUGCCACAUAUGGUGAACCAGAUAAAAUGCCUAUCACUGAAGAAACUCCACAAGUCCCGAUCAAUCCUUAUGGGAAAGCCAAGAAGAUGGCAGAAGAUAUCAUAAAAGAUUUUUCCAAAAACUCAAAAAUGGCAGUCAUGAUCUUGCGAUACUUCAAUGUAAUUGGAUCAGACCCAGAGGGUAGGUUAGGUGAAGCUCCUAGACCCGAACUUCGUGAGCAGGGACGAAUUUCAGGCGCUUGCUUUGAUGCAGCUCGUGGCAUUAUUCCUGGACUCAAGGUCAGAGGAACAGACUAUGCUACACAUGAUGGAACUUGUGUCCGGGAUUACAUUGAUGUCACUGAUCUGGUUGACGCUCAUGUAAAAGCUCUUGCGAAGGCGGAGGCUGGAAAAGUUGGAAUAUAUAAUGUUGGCACUGGAAAAGGUAGGUCAGUUAAGGAGUUCGUCGAAGCAUGCAAGAAGGCAACUGGAGUUACUAUCAAAGUUGAUUAUCUUGACCGUCGACCGGGUGAUUAUGCAGAAGUCUAUAGUGACCCAACAAAGAUAAAUAAGGAACUAAACUGGACAGCUCAGUACACAGAUCUUGAAGAAAGUUUAAAGGUAGCUUGGAGAUGGCAAAAGUCACAUCUUAAUGGUUAUGGAAGCUCUUGAAUGGCUCUUCCAUGAAAGAAGAGAGCAUUUAAUUGCCCAAGAAGGAACCUUGGAAAAGACCCUUUGAGGUAUUGACUUCAUCUGUGCUUCUGUUGCUACUUCAGCAGCCGAAAUGGAAGCAGAGUGCUCGGAAUUUUUUUUUCUUCUUUUGUAUCCAAUUCUUACCUUUACAUGAAGUUUACAUUCUAUGCCCUUACUUUAUUAUGCAGUAGUUAUAGGAAACAGGGUAUUGACACAUGAAUUUGAAACGAUAUAGUUGAGAAAAUAAAGGAUGUCUGUGCAGAAAUUUCCCCUCUUUCUCACUUGUUCCCUUUCCCAUCAUCCCUCUGCAGUCUGCACCCUUCCUUAUUGAGAUAAUGCAUAAAUUAUGCCGAAUGGAAAAAAUGAAAAGUAAGUUUUGCUUC
Molecule: messenger RNA, 2253 nt
Organism: Benincasa hispida (wax gourd)
Lineage: Eukaryota; Viridiplantae; Streptophyta; Magnoliopsida; Cucurbitales; Cucurbitaceae
Product: UDP-arabinose 4-epimerase 1-like
Biological process (GO): galactose metabolic process
Molecular function (GO): UDP-glucose 4-epimerase activity
Source: RefSeq, a predicted model, not a curated record